Egretta garzetta (little egret) is the source of this 1441-nucleotide messenger RNA. RefSeq names its product adenylate kinase 6 (gene AK6). NCBI's taxonomy places the organism in Eukaryota, Metazoa, Chordata, Aves, Pelecaniformes, Ardeidae. The record is from RefSeq and is a predicted model, not a curated record. Bases 1 to 561 code for a protein of 186 amino acids. Gene Ontology annotation, cellular component: cytoplasm; nucleus. Gene Ontology annotation, molecular function: AMP kinase activity; ATP hydrolysis activity; ATP binding. The transcript has 5 exons.
AUGCCGUUACCAGACAAGAAAUUAGGGGUUGCGUACUGUUCUCUUACCGCUUUAUAUGGGUUUUUGUCUUUAGGUACUCCAGGUGUUGGGAAAACCACUCUGGGAAAAGAACUUGCAUCAAGAGCUGGGAUGACAUAUAUUAAUGUGGGUGACGUGGCAAAGGAAGGCGAACUGUAUGAAGGUUUUGAUGAGGAAUAUGAUUGUCCAAUUUUGGAUGAAGACAGGGUACUUGAUGAGCUAGAAGAUAAAAUGAAUGAGGGUGGAGUUAUCGUCGAUUAUCACAGCUGUGAUUUUUUCCCUGAACGGUGGUUUCAUAUAGUAUUUGUCCUUCGUACAGAAAACUCAUUUCUGUAUGACAGACUUGAAAGCAGGGGCUACAAAGGGAAAAAGCUGCAAGACAACAUUCAGUGUGAAAUUUUUCAGACACUUUAUGAGGAAGCUAUGUUGUCAUAUAGAGGGGAAAUUGUACACCAGUUACCCAGCAACACUCCAGAAGACCUAGAGAGAAAUUUGGAUCAAAUUAUGCAAUGGAUUGAGCAAUGGAUGAAGGACAACAAUUGACAUUUGGUGCAAAAGUAACUGUGCUGGAUCGCUUCCUGGGAGGGUUUAAUAAAUGACAUUAAUAAUUCCUGUAUGAUAAAUUAAAAUUAUUUGUAUUGUAACUUGAUGUGGCUGGGGAGUAGAAGAAGGUUCAGAAUAGCCAGGCUGUAAGGCUUUGGAACAGCCGUGGAAGCACUCUGGGAGAGGCACACAGGAGAACUGAUGAAAGUGAAAAUUCAGCAGGGAAUGAAAGGAUGAAAAUGACACAGUUGCCCUUAGUAGCGGGAACUACGUUCAAUAACUGAGACUCGGCGCUUACAAUUAAAACCAAGCCUCACCCCACUCCCCCCAAGAAGACUGUACAAUCCCAGUAACUGAUGGCAGUUGAGGAACUUCUGAUUUCUACAGUAAAACAGUGUUCUAAAAAGGAGUUAGCCUGUUUCUGAAUUUUUACAGGCUAAAACCUGCUGCUCUGGAAUGUGUAGAGGUGAAUGCAGAGUGAGGGGUGUACAAUACAGUUUAAGGAGCGUGCUUUGUUUUGGAGGGAAGAGAAGCAGUGUGGCAAGAGAGCCGUUUUAAAAUGAUUGCGCAGCACUUGGGGAACUACUUGUGGUGCAAGGAAACAUCGGGUGCAUCUGCACUGGUGUGGAACAUGAACAUGUUUUCCAUCUCCGUUUUCUCUUGGUAUUUUCCAUCACCCAUCCCAAUCAUGGAAAAUAUUUUAUCACUGUUAAGUUUACCAAAGAAAUACCUUGUUCGGCAGGAUAACAAACCACCUGCAGCCCUCAGAAACAUGGUUGCACUUAAAAUGCUGGCAACCAUCUGUCCUGAUCACUUGGGAAGCCUGGGUCCCCAGAGAGCGUGGCUGCGCAAAGUAGAAAUAACCUUAGAAAUAAUACAA